This is a messenger RNA of Serendipita indica DSM 11827, 519 nucleotides long. Lineage: Eukaryota; Fungi; Basidiomycota; Agaricomycetes; Sebacinales; Serendipitaceae. The record is from the annotation of a GenBank genome assembly.
AUGGCCACCAACGCUCGCCCAAAGGAUGUCGGAAUUCUCGGGAUGGAGAUGUACUUCCCUCGCCGCUGCAUCUCACAGACAGACCUCGAAGUCUUUGAUGGUGUCCCAAGCGGCAAAUAUACCAUUGGCUUGGGCCAAAAAUACAUGGUCUUCACUGAUGACCGUGAGGACAUCAACACUUUUGCCUUGAACGCCGUCAGCUCGCUCAUGAAAAAGUACAACAUUGACCCCAAGUCGAUUGGUCGCAUCGACGUUGGCACAGAAACGAUCAUUGACAAGGCAAAGUCGGUCAAGACAGUCUUGAUGCAGCUCUUCGAAGAGGCUGGAAACAGCGAUAUUGAAGGCGUCGACAAUAUCAACGCCUGCUACGGCUCGACAGCCGCCAUCUUCAACGCGAUCAACUGGGUAGAGAGUUCCUCGUGGGAUGGUCGCAAUGCGAUCGUCUUUACUGGUGACAUCGCCAUCUAUGCGGAAGGAAGUGCUCGUCCUCUGGUGGUGCCGGUGCUUGCGCUAUCCUGA